GCAGCCAUUUGUCAAACACAACCUCAAAGAUGACAACAACAGCCACUGACAUCUGGCUGGAUGCUGCCAAUUCAAGCAACUACUCAUAUGAGUACAUGGAUGAGGAGGAUUAUGGGCAGUAUGGCCUCUGCACCAAAGAGGAGGUGCUCUCCUUCAGCAAAGUGUUCUUACCAUCAUUUUACACAGUAAUCUUCCUGAUUGGGAUGGCCGGGAAUGUCAUCCUGUUUAUUGUCCUCAUUAUGUACAUCAAGCAGAAGAAGAAGAUGACUGAGCUCCGUCACAUGGAGGAAGUCCACUCUCAUCUCACCCUUCCUUUCUGGGCUCUGCACAUUUCUCAGUGGGUCACCUGGGACAUACUGUGCCCAGUCUUAAAUGCCAUGUACACUAUGAACUUCUACAGUGGCAUCUUUUUUGUGAGCUGCAUGAGUCUGGACAUGUAUCUGCAGAUAGUCCAUGGUUGCUUUCCUCACAGCUCCGUCACAUGGAGGAAGUCCACUCUCAUCUUGUUGAUGGUAUGGGCCUUUUCCAUACUUCUCUCCAUUCCUGAUGGCCUCUUCACCAGCACAAGGCAAAUCCACAACAAAACCAUCAUGUGCAUCCAGGAUUUUGGGCAGAAACACUUAUUUUGGAAAGUUGUCUUUCGGGUCGUUCAAAACAUCCUGGGGUUCCUUUUCCCCUUCCUCUUCAUGAUGUUCUGCUACUCCCGCAUCGCAUGUGUCCUCACCACAUCUCAGAUGCCUGGCUCAAGGAGAGCACUCUGCUUAGUCUUUAUUCUGGUGGGUGUCUUCUUUGUCCUGUGGUGCCCUUACAACAUUGUCCUCAUCCUUCACUCCCUGCAAGAUUUUGGUGUGAUCAGCAGCUGUGAAAGCAGCAGAAAACUGGACUAUGCCAUGCAGAUCACAGAGAGCUUGUCCUUUGUCCACUGCUGUCUCAACCCUUUCCUCUAUGCCUUUGUGAAAAAACGAUUCAGGUCAUAUUUAUGGAAGAUCCCUCAGGCCAUUUUCAGAAGAAGAGCUUUCUUUCACAUCCAGCCCUCAGAGACAAGCCAGUCUUGCAGUAGACAUGCAGCUGAGAUAGAAAUGUUGAGCAUUGCUCUGGACUUGUCUGGUACAAAGUGA
Messenger RNA from Acanthisitta chloris (rifleman), 1118 nucleotides. RefSeq names its product atypical chemokine receptor 2 (gene ACKR2). Gene Ontology annotation, molecular function: chemokine receptor activity. Gene Ontology annotation, biological process: immune response; chemotaxis; G protein-coupled receptor signaling pathway. The record is from RefSeq and is a predicted model, not a curated record. Lineage: Eukaryota; Metazoa; Chordata; Aves; Passeriformes; Acanthisittidae. The annotation marks the transcript as partial. The transcript has 3 exons. Gene Ontology annotation, cellular component: membrane.